This is a messenger RNA of Acytostelium subglobosum LB1, 930 nucleotides long. RefSeq lists its product as hypothetical. The coding region runs from base 1 to 930 and encodes 309 amino acids. Lineage: Eukaryota; Evosea; Eumycetozoa; Acytosteliales; Acytosteliaceae. The record is from RefSeq and is a predicted model, not a curated record. The transcript is spliced from 2 exons.
AUGCUUGACCCAAGGUCGCCAUCAGCUAGACGCUCUCCAACACUGGCCCUCAAGCUUCAGGAGCAGCACAGAGCACUCAACCAGAGUCUGGUCGAUCCAAGAUCGCCCUCGCUCAGUAUCCCUCGCACUCCAGUGCCACAACACAAGCAGACAGAGACUGCUGACCGCCUUCCAAUGACACCAAACGUGGCUCAACAGCAACAUGACUACGCUCCAGCAACCCCAAUGGACAAGCCCAUUCCAUUCAACCCACACUCAUCCAGCACGGCUGAGGACUGCGCCACUGAGUUGCCCAAGCCAUCGGUCACAUCGGCAUUGCUGCCCAACAUGUUUGACACUCCAACCAAGAACUCGGAUCUGUCCACCAAUGGAAAUGGCACGCCAACAAAGGAAUCGACGCCACAGAGAAGACCUAUUCAGAGGAUUGGCGGUAUGAAGAGCCGCGACAUCUUCUUGUCGUCGCCAACACUCUCCAACUACUCGCCCAAGAACAAGCACACGACAAUCCUCAACGACCUCAAGCCAAUGUCGCCAAAGAGGGCAUCCAUCAAUGAUCUGGUGCUGCAAACGAGCAAGAUGACCGUAUCAUCUAGUCCCUCGCGCUCUUCAACGCCAGCGCUCUCUCCAGCACGCAGUCGCGUAGCAUCGACCAAGUACACAGGCUUCUCCGACUCUUUGGCCAGUGUUGUCGAUGAGAACAAUCCCAACUCGCUGAACUCAUCCUCCUCGACCACUCUGCUGAGGACCAGUGGACAGAUCACCAAGCCUACGACACCAAAGACUCCACGUGUGCGUGGAGGUCCAGGCAAUGCAUCGCCCUCAGUUACCCGUCGAGGUGUUGAGCUUCGCGGCGUCUCCACCAAGUUUGAUGGCAGUCCCAUGAAGUUAAACAUGGACGCCAUCAUACACUCUCCAGUCAACAACCAUUGA